UAGGAUGCCCUGCGAAGCCGCCAUUUCAAAACGUUUAGGAAUAACGGGCGCUGUGGAAUUUUUUUCCAAAACUAAAAUUUUUUAUUUUUCUACCACAUAUUUUAUAUAUAGGUUGGCAAGAGGGGCAUUUUUUACUUUUUAAAAAUUAUACCUUGCCCGCACGACUAAUAGGAUGGAUGCAGAGCCUGAUCAAAAGUCAAAAAUAUCGAAGAAUGAAUCCCAGAGAGCUGGAGGUGACUCCAAUUCCAGGGGACGAGGGUCCAAAGGCAGUGGUCGAGGUGGGAAUAUGAGUCGUGGUGGUAUGCGCGGUGGGCGAGGUAUGGUCAAAGGCUUUGGUCCACCGGGACGUGGGAGAGGCCGUGGGAAAGAUAGAGCCAUGAACGGAUUCGGACCCAUGAGAGGAAUGGGGAGGAUGAGACCUUACCCUGACCUCAGAGGACAUCGUGGUAGGGGUGGUCCCAUGGGUAUGGGUCCACCGCCGCCUCCUCUCCCUCCUCCUCCCCCUCCUAUGCACUUUCGUGGGCCUUUUCCACCCAUGCCAAGGCAUGGACCCCCUCCACCCUCCCCUCCAGGUCACCCUGGUUUCAGAGGGCGGCCACCACACCCUAGAGGCAGAGGCAUGCCACCGCCUGGCCCUCCACCACACUUCCUCCCCCGUGGUCCAAGAGGCUACCACAAUGGACCGGUCUCUCCUCCGCCUCACCCCCCACCUGGCAGAGGCCAGAGGUGGCCAGGCCCCCCUGUUGGCCGCCGAUUUUAACUGAAUAAAAGCUAUAAAAUGAGCACCUGACAUAGUAUGAGUGGCCUAAAAUGGAUUGAAUCAUCCCCAAACUCAAAUAUCUAUUAUCCAGUCUGUGGACAAGUAUUAUUGGUAUUUCAUUCCGGAAAUGGGAGGAAACUUACUUGUUCCCACUGGAGACAUAUAAAACGAUGAAUAACUCGGCAAUGUGAACGCAUUAACACGUUGUGUUGCUCAUCAAUAAUGUUGGCACUGCAGAGACUUUUGAUAUUGUUAAAAGAUGUUCGUAGUUAAACGUUCUUAAAGGGGAAAGAAUACUGUUUGGUAAAUGUUCUGUUAUUGUUGUCACCUGUUAGCCUUAACUUUCUUUCCUGAUUUCUCGAUAAAGACAAAAAAAAUGGUGACACUGUAUAUCAGAAAAUGGCAGAAGAGGGGGAGAGGGAAAAACACUGUACCCUCAAGGAUUAAUUUCACAUCUUGGAGCGCCCUUGUCUUUCAUUUUGUUACAUUGAGGUAGUUAUGUAUUAUGUCGCAAAAUAGUGCAACAAUAUUGUUAAACACUUGCUCAUUUGUCAAGUGAUAAGACAACUGAAUUUGUAGUAUUCGUGAAUAUUACAUUUUGUAAUAUAGAUUAUAUAUAUUUAAUGUGCUGCUAUUUCAAGUUAUGAGUACUGCUAUUUGAAAGAUUCGUGUUGUCUCCAGCAAUCUGUUGUGACAUGACACUAAGGCAUUUUGCAUAAUUAGUAUUCACUUUAGUUAAAAGUUAGUCUCUUUACUCUGUUUAGUUUUUUGAGGUGUUACAUCCUUACCUAUUGUAAUUACUAUAAAUAUUGUGAAUCUGUGAAUUUGUUUUAUGAAAACGUUUAAGAUCUGAGACGGUCGUGAAAGAAUAUAAAAUAAAACAAAAAGUAAAUAAACUCUACUUCUCCUUAUUUGUUCAUUCACAAAAAAGUCCGAAGCAAUUUGCAUGUCAAUGCCUUUCAAAAUCUUUAGAAGUAUUGAACUUUUCCCCAUUUUUGUCAAUUUGCCGCCAGCUAUAAAUCUUAUAAGAGUUUUGUGCUGGUGGACGAACACAAUGUAGUGUGCAGUUGUGAACUGGAAGAAAAAUAAUAGUUGAUUUUCUGACUUUAUUCACUAAUAAAAACCUGAAAACUGGUUUCCAUCAGUACCAAGCUUCCAGGUUACGCCCCAUAAAUUACAUCUAGACUUAUCUACACUUCACAAUGAUCUGCUAUUUUUUGUUGGUCUGACAUUAAAUCCUAAUUGUGCUUAGGAAUGUCUCAUAUUAUGACCCAAAAUGAGAAUUUAAAAGGUGUAGGAAAACUUUUGGAAGAAACCAUGAAAAAAACGUCAGCGUGAGCCUAUGUUAUUUGAUACUUUAACAUUUUAUCCAAGUAUUUUUACUUAAAAGCCACCAUAUAUGUUUGUAUAGAAGUUUUUCUAUACUCUCUGGAGCUAAAAAGUGCUAGCUCUAGUGCUUUACUAAAAGUAGCACGUUAUUAUUUCUUACAUCUAUUGAAGUAAGACAUUUCUAAGCAAAAAUGAGGGAAACAAUAAUCAAAAACAUCUGAAUAGGUAACUGGAGAGCAUAUUAAAGGGUUUUCCAAGAAGUGUAAUGGAAGCUAAUGUUACUGGAGGACUCAGGACCACUCCAAUAUCAAGGCUUUUAAAUGCUCAUUUUAUAUAAAAAUCAGUGGUAGCAUGUCUAAAAGGAGGACAUCAUUCUGAAAGGAUAAUCUGAGAUGACAAAUGGCUGAACUUUUUUUUUAACUCUUUAAAAAGAAACAAAAUGGUAAUUUCCUGUGCACUUCAGAUGUGAGCAGGACAUUAAGGAUAGCUCAAUCAUGUAAAAAUGUAUAAACAAUUGUUCUGUUCUGAUGGCUUAGUAGCCUUUUAAAGUUGCAGCUACUAAUGUCAUAAUUUAGUGACUAAACUAAUCAGAAAUGCCUUAAAUAAACUUGUUUGGAAUGAUGAAUACAAAAAAUAAGCUUUAGGUGUUUUACAUCCUCAUUUAGGAAUGGCUAAUUUAUUCAAAAAAGCCAAACAUUGCUAAAUUGAAUUCACAUUUAUUCCCUAAAGUUCAAGUUUUCUUCAUUGAUCCAAACCAGAACUUUUAAAUGUUCCUCACGAUCAAACGUAUUUAUGCUUGGAAACACACAGAUGCUGCAGAAUAUUUUAUUUCUGCUGCAGACCCAAGGGGGGAAACAGUUCCAGCUGCAGCAGUCUCCCAUCGUCUCUUUAUCUCUUCAGAUUUCUCAGCAUUUAUUUUUUUGCUUUUGUCCUCCACCUCUGUAGUCCCUGUGGUUGAUUAUAACAAACUGACUUUCGUUGUUUCCUAAAGGGGGUGGGAGGGCACAAAGUACAGUUAACCUCCCUGGCCCCACGAGCCCCGACCCUCCCUCACAUCCCUUCUCUCCUCGAUCAGCAGCAUGAUAUCUGAGAAGAUGCAGUGCUUCAAUCGACAAGGUGAGCCUCCUGAUGUGUCUUUAAUGCCUCUCGUACAAAGAGAGAUUCUUUUUUUUUUUCAGGACAGGCGACGCAGCUACAUCGAAGUUUCAUCCCAAUCGGAAGGCUGCUAAGUAUUUAUGGGUUUGUGUUUAUGCCUGAGCUGCAAAGAUCAGACCAUUCAUUGUUCUUUAUAAGAAUGUUUUAUAUCAGCUUGUGCAGUAUUGCAAAGGACUGCUUGGAUGUAAUAUUUUGAAUGUUUUUUUGCAUUUGAACUCUGAUUGUUAGUAAGGCCUGUGUUAACUGUAUCCAACAGCAGUAUGGCAUUUAAAUGUAUCCUGGAUAAUUUCCAGUCUUAAAACUGUACAGAGCUAGCAAAGGAUGCUCAUUCAUGAAGGUGCUUUUUACUUUAAUAGAAUUGCAGUGGUGCAUUUCAGCUCCAACUUAAUUGUCAGUUUCAGAGUAGACGAGCUAAAUUCGGUCUAUUUAGAGAUCACCACACUGUGCCUGUGUGCCACUGCAAGGAUGAAAACUUAAAUUUAUAUACAUGUGUUUAUAGCUUCAGCAUUUGAAACCAUCACUUCUGGGAAUUUAAAACUUCACAUUAUUUGAACAAUUAACAUCUAUAAAUUGCUGCAAGUCAAAUUAGAAUCAAUUUAGAAAAUUCUAUUCAUGAUAUUUAAGUGCAGCUAAACUUAAGACUAAUGUUUCUUUGAAAAAACAAAGUACUUACAUUUCAGGGAUUUAUACAUAAAACUGUAUCCACUGACAGAUUACUGAGCAUUCUGCUAACAAAGAAAUACACACUUUUCUCAGUCAGUACCAGCUCAUUUAGAAUCUGUAUAUGGGCAGAAAGAUCUGAUAACCCUCCUUUACAUAUAACAUGAUCUGUAAUGUGCAACUUGAAAAUAUCGAGUUACAUUUUGCAUGAUUUAUAUAAAUGAGCAAAUUACUUGUUUUUAUUAAAUACUAGUCACUUGAUUUGAGCAUGCUGUGUUUUUUAUGCAUCUAUGAAACUUUGUGCUGUGAUUUUUAUGUGCCUAAAUACAAUAAAUAAAUGUGUGCAGGUCUUGUCAUGUCAACAUUAU
Messenger RNA from Cyprinodon variegatus (sheepshead minnow), 4272 nucleotides. RefSeq names its product basic proline-rich protein-like. The record is from RefSeq and is a predicted model, not a curated record. The transcript is spliced from 6 exons. Lineage: Eukaryota; Metazoa; Chordata; Actinopteri; Cyprinodontiformes; Cyprinodontidae. The coding region runs from base 173 to 760 and encodes 195 amino acids.